AUGGCGGCGCCGGGGCCCGGCGGGGGCUCCUCGGGGGGAGCCUCGGGGGGAGCCCCGGGGCCGCCCCCGGAGCUGCACCCGCGCUGCGGACGCCUCGUGUCGCUGUCCCAGGGCGGGCGCAGCGCCGCCAGGGCACAGCCGGGCCAGGAGUUCAACCACGGGCUGGUGCUGAGCCGGGAGCCGCUGAGGCCCGGCCGCGUCUUCACCGUGCGCAUCGAUAGGAAGGUGAACUCCUGGAGCGGCUCCAUCGAGGUGGGCGUCACGGCGCUGGACCCGGCCGAGCUGGAGUUCCCCAGCAGCGCCACGGGGCUGCGGGGCGGUUCCUGGGUGGUUUCGGGCUGCUCGGUGCUGCGGGACGGGCGCUCCCUGCGCGAGGAUUUCGGGCCGGACCUGGACGCGCUGGCCGAGGGCGACAGCGUGGGCGUGCAGGCCACGGCCGGCGGCGAGCUGCGCCUCUGGGUCAACGGGCGCGACUGCGGCGUGGCGGCCGCCGGCAUCCCCGCCCGCGUCUGGGCCGUGGUGGAUCUGUACGGGAAAUGCACCCAGGUCACCGUGCUGGACGCGGAGACGGAGACGGGGACGGACGGACGCGGGGACGGACGCGGGGCGGACGGAGGAGAGGAGGGGACGGCGGCCGCGGAGGGGAUGGGGGCCCCGUCCCUGACCAACGAGGCGCUGCUGUUCCACGAGAAGUGCGGGGCCCUCAUCAAACUCAGCAACGGCCACAAAACGGCCGAGAGGCGGCGGCCGCUGGACGAGUUCAACAACGGCGUGGUGCUGACCAACCGGCCCCUCAGGGACGGGGAGAUGUUCGAG
Pseudopodoces humilis (Tibetan ground-tit) is the source of this 816-nucleotide messenger RNA. Lineage: Eukaryota; Metazoa; Chordata; Aves; Passeriformes; Paridae. The record is from RefSeq and is a predicted model, not a curated record.